Hydractinia symbiolongicarpus is the source of this 707-nucleotide messenger RNA. RefSeq lists its product as uncharacterized. The record is from RefSeq and is a predicted model, not a curated record. The coding region runs from base 241 to 549 and encodes 102 amino acids. The transcript is spliced from 2 exons. Lineage: Eukaryota; Metazoa; Cnidaria; Hydrozoa; Anthoathecata; Hydractiniidae.
ACCGACAGGUUUGUAAACAUUAAAAUGCAAAAUAAUUAAAACUAAAUGGACAUUUAUAAUAAUAAAAUGUAAAAAUUAAUAAAUAAUACUAAUGUGAGUUAGUUAUCAUGGUAACAGUAACAUAUAUAAAGCGAAUGGAUGUAGGAAUUUUUACAAUAUUUUAAAGGUUUGUUGGCGCACAAGACAACUGUCUCACACAGAAAAAGUUUUUGCUCGCAAGCAUACAAGAAAUUAUUCACCAUGAAAAUCAGUUUAUGCUUUGCGUUAAUUUUUAUUUUGCACGUCACUCAAAUUAAUUGUCUUACAUUUGGACCAUCCGGUAUUUUCUUGGAAGAUGAAGCUGUCCGGGAUGUUGCCAAAAUUUCGGAGAUGUUAUCUGCAAUUGAAAAGCGAGCUGAAAAAUUACAGAGAAAAAUUGCCGUCAUUCACGACAUGAAAAAUGAAGUGAAAACGCGACGAAAUUUGAAGCCGAAAAAAGGAAAAGAAAACGAUGUUGAAAUCCCUGACAAAGAAGAAGACAUGGAUUUAAAAAAUGUCCGAAGACGAUAAAAGCAAUUCGUUAUUGUUUAUUUUGUAUCAGACAUUUCUUUAUUAUUUUUUCAUAACGAGCUGUAAAAAAUGAGUUAGGAGGUUAAUUUUUAGAAGAAUUUUAAUGUUAUUGUUCGUCUUAUUGUAUUUAAUAGUAAUAAAAUGUAUAAAUAAUUUCA